GCCGUGGAGAAGCGGCGGAGGAGAAGCCGGUACAUGGUGGCGCGGCGCUCCGGCGGCUUUGUGCGGGCUGCCCGAGAGCGAGGGUUUCGGGGGAAGGGGAAGAAGGGAAGCCAACGAGAAUUGGGCCGAAAUGGCCAAAAGCCCAAAGACCCCACGGGCUACGGCAAAGCCAGCGCCAAACCGCCAAGGGCCACGCCAUUCGCCAUGGCCUCUCUCUUCGCCGCGGGGCGCCGCCUGCUCAGCCUUGGCCGCCGCGGAGUACUCCUCCCCGUGCCCCGCUCUCGCGCCGUUGCCACCUCGUCUCGCAGCAACAGCGAGGAGGAGCGACCGCCGCAGAGCCUGCAGUCCACGCUGUGGCCGCUGGGCCACCCGUGCACGCUCCUUGUGCCGGAGAUCGAACUGUGGGCGGCGCGGCCCAGAAACCGCCUCCGAGCCGUUGAGCUCCAACGCAUCGUCAGGGAGCUCCGCAAGCGCCACCGCCACCGCCAGGCCCUCGAGGUCUCUGAGUGGAUGAAUCUCAAGGGUCAUGUCAAAUUUCUGCCAAAGGAUCAUGCUAUUCACCUGGAUUUAAUUGGUCAAGUCCAUGGAGUUGGAGCAGCAGAGACCUACUUCAAUAACCUGUCUGACAAAGAUAAGACAGAGAAACCCUAUGGUGCACUUCUCAACUGCUACACACGAGAACUCUUGGUUGACAAAGCGUUGGCCCAUUUUCAGAAUAUGAAAGAGCUGGGUUUUGUGUUCUCCGCGCUUUCCUACAAUAACCUCAUGGGCCUCUAUACCAACAUAGGGCAGCAUGAGAGGGUCCCUAUGGUGAUGGCAGAAAUGAAGAGGGAUGGGAUUGUUCCUGAUAAUUUUAGCUACAGAAUAUGCAUAAAUUCUUAUGGCAUAAGAGCUGACUUUUUUGGGUUGGAGAACACCCUGGAGGAGAUGGAAUGUGAGCCUCAAAUUGUUGUUGACUGGAAUACAUAUGCUGUUGUGGCAAGCAACUACAUUAAGGGUUACCUAAGGGAGAAGGCAUACUCUGCCUUAAGGAAAGCAGAGGCAAAAAUGGAUAAAAAGGAUGGUGAUGCCUAUGGCCACUUGAUUUCCUUGUAUGGCCACCUUGGGGACAAAUUAGAAGUCAAGAGGCUAUGGGCGCUGCACAUGUUGAACUGUAAGAGGUAUAUUAACAAGGACUACACCAAUAUGCUUGCCGUGCUUGUGAAGCUUGAUGAGAUCACGGAAGCUGAAGACUUGCUGAAAGAGUGGGAGUCUAGCAAAAAUGCAUUCGACUUCCAAGUUCCAAAUGUCCUGCUCACAGGGUACCGCCAAAAGGGCUUGCUGGACAAGGCUGAGACACUGCUCGACGGCUUCUUGAAAAAGGGAAAGACGCCUACUUCAACCAGCUGGUGGAUUGUGGCAAUUGGCUAUGCAGAGAAAGGUGAUGUUGCGAAAGCUUAUGAGCUGACCAAAAAUGCCCUCUCUGUAUUUGCCCCCAAUUCCGGCUGGAUCCCUAGGCCUUCAAUAAUCGAGAUGAUACUUAAGUAUCUUGGAAACGAAGGGGAGGUCAAGGAUGUCGAAGCUUUCGUUAACCUGCUGAAAGUUGCUGUGCCAAUGAACUCUGAUAUGACCGAGGCUUUGUCGAGGGCUCGUGCGAGAGAAGAAAGGAAAGCUGAAGAGGCAACAGAAGCUCCUCGCGAGGAUAUUAUUGCCUGAGCUGAUUGUCAAUGUGUUUCAGGACUGAUGUCUCCUCCUAUAUACUAGUAGUAGAAUAAAUUAGUAGUUAGUUACAACCCUUCGUUACUUUGUUGUUUUUAUUAGCUAUCAGUUUUAUGGUGGUGUUUGGUUUGCCAUUUUGUAACAUAAUUAUCAGAUCAAUGAUGGGAAGCGAUACUGUUUUCACUGCACA
This is a messenger RNA of Sorghum bicolor (sorghum), 1888 nucleotides long. RefSeq names its product pentatricopeptide repeat-containing protein At4g21705, mitochondrial. The record is from RefSeq and is a predicted model, not a curated record. Gene Ontology annotation, cellular component: mitochondrion. Gene Ontology annotation, molecular function: protein binding. Bases 34 to 1695 code for a protein of 553 amino acids. Lineage: Eukaryota; Viridiplantae; Streptophyta; Magnoliopsida; Poales; Poaceae. The transcript is spliced from 2 exons.